GGAGGGAGGCCUGAUUCCCCUUUGUUCGGGUUCGCCAUUUUGCGAGGCAGCGGCUGUGGCGGCGGCAGCGGCGGCUGGAGCCUCUGAUUGGGUUUCGGGGUCCGGUACUGGAGCCAAUCAGCGCGGGCAGCGAACCGGGGGAGCGAGGCACGGAGUGCAUCUUGAAGUCUUCGAGGAUCUCCAGAGUGAAACUCCCUGUGGACAGGACUCUGACUUGAAGGGACCAUGGAACAAUACACAGCGAACAGCAAUAGUUCAACAGAGCAGAUUGUUGUGCAGGCUGGACAGAUUCAGCAGCAGCAGCAGGGUGGUGUCACUGCUGUCCAGUUGCAGACUGAGGCCCAGGUGGCAUCCGCCUCAGGCCAGCAAGUCCAGACCCUCCAGGUAGUCCAGGGGCAGCCAUUGAUGGUACAAGUCAGUGGAGGCCAAUUAAUCACAUCAACUGGCCAACCCAUCAUGGUCCAGGCUGUUCCCGGUGGACAAGGUCAAACCAUCAUGCAAGUACCUGUAUCUGGGACACAGGGUUUGCAGCAGAUACAGUUGGUCCCACCUGGACAGAUCCAGAUCCAGGGUGGGCAGGCUGUGCAGGUACAGGGCCAGCAGGGCCAGACCCAGCAGAUCAUCAUCCAGCAGCCCCAGACAGCUGUCACUGCUGGCCAGACUCAGACGCAGCAGCAGAUUGCUGUCCAGGGCCAGCAAGUGGCCCAGACUGCUGAAGGGCAGACCAUCGUCUAUCAGCCAGUUAAUGCAGAUGGCACCAUUCUCCAGCAAGUUACAGUCCCUGUUUCAGGCAUGAUCACCAUCCCCGCAGCAAGUUUGGCAGGAGCACAGAUUGUUCAGACAGGAGCCAACACCAACACAACCAGCAGUGGGCAAGGGACUGUCACUGUGACACUACCAGUGGCAGGCAAUGUGGUCAAUUCAGGAGGGAUGGUCAUGAUGGUACCUGGUGCUGGCUCUGUGCCUGCUAUCCAAAGAAUCCCUCUCCCUGGAGCAGAGAUGCUCGAAGAAGAGCCUCUCUAUGUGAAUGCCAAACAGUACCACCGUAUACUUAAGAGGAGGCAAGCCCGGGCUAAAUUAGAGGCAGAAGGGAAAAUUCCAAAGGAAAGAAGGAAAUACCUACAUGAGUCUCGGCACCGUCAUGCCAUGGCACGGAAGCGUGGUGAAGGUGGACGAUUUUUCUCUCCAAAGGAAAAAGAUAGUCCCCAUAUGCAGGAUCCAAACCAAGCAGAUGAAGAGGCAAUGACACAGAUCAUCCGAGUGUCCUAACCCCAGGCCAUGUGAUGGAGCUUAUCAAGGUCACGUUCCUCACACUGCUUCCCACUGUUCCAAGGAAAUGGAUCAGCUCUUCCGAUGGGACACUGAUGAUCACAUUCUGCCCUUUUCUACAGGACAGAAACCACUUAGUUUUUAAUAAGUGGCUCAGUAUUAUAAUUGCAGCGAUGUCUGGCAAAUUGAAGUUGCAAGCCUUUGUCUCACCCUUUUCAGUCAGGACCUAUUUCAGACUGUUGAUGAUAUUGACAUUUCAUGAGUUGGGAUGACGCAAGGGACCCAUGCCAGCCCAGCAGUAUCACACAAAGCACUUAGUUGACUGGUGAUGACAGCCAGCCAUCUCAGCAGAGAACAACCUUCUCGACCUAAACUGCAAUCAGGGAAGCCACAGCCAACUCCUUCCCAUGGAUUCUAAACAGCACCCAUCCCUCUGACGGGGAUCUCAGGCUGACUAAUGGACACUUAGUAUUCAGAGAUGGCUUCCAGGAAGGGAAGCUCCAUCUCAUGAUAUGGAAACAAUAAAUUCUCUGAGUUACAUGCAUCUAAUCUGUGGUAAUAAUAAGAAUCUCUUUCUACCCAGAUGAUAGGUUGGUAGUUUUGGACUCCAGCCAAGAAAAAGCUAACUGGGGGAAUGAUGAAAGUGCACUAAAGCACUAAAAAUACAAAUUGCUGGAUCUCUUAGCUUUGACAAGUUGUGGUCUGCUUGUCUGUGUUGACACGUCACCUGGAACAUAGUUCUUGCUGUGGCUACUUUGAAGACAAUUCAGAGGGUACUGGACCUUGAAACUGCCUUUCCUACGUAGAGAACAAAAUUAUACAACAACUUCUUUGCUGAAGUGCUGAGGACAUUUGUAGUAACUCCUAAACAGAGCCAAACCAGAGCUUUUCAGUCAUAGGCUUUGUGACAGCAUGUGAGGAAUGGAAGGGUUGGUAUGUGUUUCAGUCUAGAGGAACAAAGAGAGUAGUAUAUACACCCACGUGUUGUCAUAUAACAUGAUUCGCCAGUGGAUGGAUGCCUGGAUGGAUCAUUAAGAUGAAGAGAAUAAUGUACAUUACAUUCAUACUGUAACUUUUUAACAAGCAUGGAAAGGGAGAAGUCUGAGGUUUGGUCCUUGACAAUUUAUGGAAAGCACUGUUCAGUCAAGCUGUCCUGGAGAUAUUCUGGGUCAUCUACUAGAGCUUGAUGUUGGCUUCACUCCUGCUGUGCUUUGUGCUGGCCCCAGAGAGUGAACAUUCUCAUUCUUCCCAUGGCAGCUGAUUCUUUGGUGCCAGUUUCCGUUUGUGUGCCCUUUUCUCUGUAGGCCUUGUGCAGAAAGGUUUUCACAUGCUGGGGAUAAACUGCAGACUGGAAAGAGAUUCCUGCAGGGUCAGGAACUGGGCCACAGCUUCCAGAAUGGGUUGUGCCUCAGAAAUCUAUUUCUGUUCUAGAUGUGGUACCCUGGGAGAACUAAGAUAAUUCAGAAGAGUUGCUGCCUUCCCUGGAAACAAACAAGGAAAACCUAAUUCUUUUGAAGAACAUGUGGGUUUGAUUUAAAUACCAAGAGAAGAGAUUGGUUCUUUCUUUGAUUUCACUCUAGCUGUAUUAAGAGGGAAAAGAAAUUAAACCCUGUAAAGAAGACAUCACAAAGGGAAAUCAUUGUAAUGGUAGAAAUAGAGGUACAGAGCUAUGCAAAGAAAGCAGGAAGUGAAGUGUCUUCCUAGUCCCUUGACUCUAGUCAUCUGUCCUGACUUCUAGAUGUCAGGAGGGGCUGACCCUUUGGUAGGCUCACUAGAAACUCCUGGCCGGUUAUGUGAGUUUCGGGUGUUAACCUUAUUUGGUUUUUCAGAGGAUAGAUUACUAAAAACAAUGAGUUUACAUCCCUUGGUUUGUUUAGGAAUCUUUAAGAUGCUGAGUUCAGAAAGAAAUUCCUCAGACCUAAUUUCUAGUACUUAAGCUAACAACAGUUCUAAAAUAUUUAUUUGUCUGUAUGUUUGUACAUAGUACCAACCUCAUAUUGUUGCAGAUUUCUUUUUUCCAUGAGUUUGAGUUUGGUUUUAUUUGAAACGAAGUUUUCAGUUGUCAUUUUGUCAUUGCAUUUCAGGUAGCUCAUGGCCCUUUUAUUGUGGUCAUUUUAGCACAUAAUAACCCACAAAGGGGUUGAGGUUUGGAUUUUUUUGUUACCAGUUCUUUUAUUCAUUUGUCCUUGUGACUAGUGACGACUUCAUAUAUGCAAAAAGAGUGUAUGGGUGUGUGAAUAAUUGGUUUAAUACAUAGUUAUUUCACUUCUUGAGUGGUUUUUUGUUUUUGUUCUUGGGUUUUUUUUGCAGGAUAAUUGUAUAUAUUUUAAUUGCACUGAUACAUUGAACAUGUCAGUGUCUAUACCACUGGACCAACAGCAUUUUCUGGCUAAUAGGUGCCUGAUAAUAAUGUCUUGAUUUUCCUUUGGGACUCAACUCUGUAGAAGGUUCUUUUCCCCCCAGCAGUAGUGGGGAGCACAGGCGAUUGAUCAUUGAUGUCAUUUCAAUUGUUAUUUUUUUAAAUAAAUAAAUUUAUAAAAAUGCUAAAAA
Molecule: messenger RNA, 3819 nt
Organism: Camelus dromedarius (Arabian camel)
Lineage: Eukaryota; Metazoa; Chordata; Mammalia; Artiodactyla; Camelidae
Gene: NFYA
Product: nuclear transcription factor Y subunit alpha
Exons: 10
Coding region: 226-1269 (347 amino acids)
Biological process (GO): regulation of transcription by RNA polymerase II
Cellular component (GO): CCAAT-binding factor complex
Molecular function (GO): DNA-binding transcription factor activity, RNA polymerase II-specific; DNA binding
Source: RefSeq, a predicted model, not a curated record